AUGAGCCAUGCUAUUGAAUGGAUUACUGAUGUACCAGGCGUGCCGCCGAGCGAUCUCGCCUCCAGGAUCUACGCACGUCUGCUGUUCCCCUUCACUGACGUUUUCUGCUUCUUCUCCACUGAUCUAGGCGGUUUUCGACAGAUCGCGAUCCAGUUAGCGGCAUGGCUAGAGAAAGGUACCUCAUCGACCCUUCCUAGAUCUACGCACCCGAGGGUGAUUAUCAUUAGUGAUAAAAUACCUCCUGGAACUGCAAGCGAAAACGAGGCUAAAAGGGCAUUUUUAUGGAUGCUCUGCGAGGAGACGACCGAAGACCCACACGAACAGUUUUCGGACAUCAGUGUGGUAGCGCUUUUCCCUGCUGGUUCGAUGUCCGUCGAAGGUCGACAUCGACGACUGAAAGAGCGACUUCUCGAUGCAUUGGAUCACACCCGAACGACGAGAGAUGAGACACGCCACCUGUUCUCUGCAACUCAUUUCGGGGCUCUGUUCGAGUAUGCACGUGCACACCUCGCAAAAACGAUUGAGCAACCGUUCAGUUUUAUCAAGGCGUCGAGGACGUACAACCCAGUUGCCCCGGACCUGGGGGAACAUCUACUAACGUUUCUUAAACACGUCAGAAUGCCUAUCGAGCUAACGGAGUUCGCAGUUCCGAUUAUCGCCUCUAGCUUCCUUCUAGACAGUUAUCCUCCGGACGCCCACAUGUUCGAUCCACGAAGCGUUUUUCAGGUCUUGUAUAGGGAUAUCCUACGCAGGUUGAGCAAGUCUCGCGUACUGACCUUCGAUGAAUCGAGGGACGUGAUCCUCGUGAGUGGCUUUAUUAAUUUGGUCGAGGAUCAAUUUGUCGAAUAUUUCGGGCAAUCCAUUCAGCGAGGGGGCAAAGCCUCGGCAGAAAUUCACAGAGAGAACCUUGAGCGCUUCCAGGACCGCUGGCUAAGUAUCCGAAGCGACAGUACCUGUUUCUCUUGUUUACGCCGCAGACCUCAAUACAACCAGCACUGUGGCCACUGCGUCUGUCAGACUUGUGUGAUGAAUUUUGGCGAUCAGAGCUCGGAUGAUCCCUGGGACUUCAAGGUGCGUCGAUGCUCCCUGUGUAAUGUCUUGCUGCCCAGAGAGAUGGUCGUCAAAGUGCAUCCUCCUACAGCCGGAGCGGGAGUCCUGUGUAUUGACGGAGGUGGGAUACGCGCCGUAAUACCGCUGGAGAUCAUGAAACGAAUACGGGAUCGUAUUGAUUUGCCGAUUCCCUUUCAAAAGUUCUUCAAGCUCGCUUUUGGGGUGAGUUCAGGGGGUUUGAUUAUCCUGGCUAUGUUCCACAAGGGGUGGUCAAUUGAACGGUCAUUGGACGUGUUUGAACAAUUAGCAAAGCACACUUUUAAGCGCCGGAAAGGUUUAGGUAUCCCCCUUCUUUCUCGUCUUCGGGAGCUUAUAGGGUCGUAUUUGGCCGACGGCCUUUAUGCGGCCGAAAAUAUUGAAGGCGCCUUGAAAGAGGUAUUUGGUACGGAGGGGAGCAUUCUCGACUAUUCGUACGCAACAUCAAUAGGGACGAGGAUCGGUUUGCCUGUCGCUACGGUUCACGACAGGCCGUCGUGUCGUAUAUUCACCAAUUACAAUGGUGUUGGAACACAGGAUCGACACCUAGGUGAGCCCGUGGAGCGCUCGCCUGCUGAAGUAGCUGACGAGGCCACAGACCAAGUCAUCAAACCGAAAGACGGUCUCGGAAGAGUGCCCGUUUGGGAGAUAGCACGAUCAGCCUCAGCGGCGCCUGGCUUUUUCCCGCCGAAGCACAUCGAUGAAGUUGGCACGUUUCAGGAUGCGGGUCCUCUGGAGAACGAUCCACUCAUUUCCGCUCUGUCCGAAUUCACUUCAGCGUUCCCGUUAACUGAAGAACCAGACUUUGUUAUUUCUCUGGGCACUGGCCAGCCGAAGAGUGACACGACGUCUACUACACUUACAGCCCAUCCGUGGAAGAAUAAAGCAUUACCGAGACUAUAUCGUUUAUUCUGGGAGAAGAUGCGCGACAAGAAGGUCAGACAGGCUUUCCAAACUAAUCCCCGAUAUCACCGUCUCGACGUUGAAUUCGACCGAGCAGAACCUAGGUUAGAUGAUACGAAGACCAUGUCCGAGCUGAGGUCAAAAGUUCAGGUCGACGACUCACUAUCCAGAACGAUUGAUAGUAUCGCCCGCCACAUGCUUGCCUCCCUGUUUUACUUCGAAUUAGAAUCUAUACCAGAGAAACUUAACGAUUGCUCUGCCACAUUUUUCCUGGACGAGCACCCAGUUACAGGAAACUUUGGCGACAGCUCCUUCCUCGACGCGGACGGAAACUUUCGAAAGCGUGUGGAGCUGAGCGUCUCGGAUAAAUUCACCAGACGGGCGAAUCUUGAACAAUCCGCUCUCAACACCACGCAAGUUUCGGAUCGUCAUCCUUCUGCCAUGUCAAAUGUCGAGGAGAGAAUUCAAUGCAUGGAAGAGAUGCUCCAAAAGCUCGUGAUUGUAGUGGACAAGCAUCUGCCCCGGCCCAGGCACCCGUCCGCCAAAUCGCGCAAGCAAAGCCAGUCGCCCUGGAAUACGAUCCGGCCCAUGCUUGAAGCGCUAGUGAAGGAUGUCAAGUAUGUCAAAGCAGUUGUCGAAGGAUCAGAUGUCAAUACAGGUCACGAUCGAAACACAGGAGCUCAUAACCGAAACAUGCCUCCGGAAGCUGCAUUACAGGUCUUGACUCCACCACAUGAGAGACAGCAACUUGGGGAACCCUCUGCAGACACCGCAGCACCAACUACUGUUCCAACCACUGUUCCGACCACUGUUCAUACCACUGUCGAAGCCCCAGAAGUCGAAGAAAAUACUACAGUAGACGUAACUAUGCCACGCCGUUUGCGCGAGCCUGUCUCGUCGACCAUGCCUCCAUCCGAUGCUUCAACAUACAGCGUAUCUGAAAUUCCUCGGAAUCCUGGCACCAUCGUCCCUUAUCGAGAGGAGCACGGCAUUGUCGUUCUGAUGCCAUUGAACAUGGAUCAGUGUCGCGACACCCGCUUUCUUCUCUCGCAGGCCGAGAUGCUUGGUGCGCGGCAAACGGGAAUAUUCAAGUACGUCCUGCCAGGUGAUUUUGAUCUCAGCGCAGAGGCUGCCCACAGCGUUACGACAUUUGUCUCCAGCUUUACGUCCAGUCUCGGUCAGGACGACAUUUUUUGUAUUUCGCGGCAAGAGAAACUGGAGACGCUGGACAUUAGCCAUACCGGAACUAUACCCACAGAGCCAGAUGAAUUGGCCGAAAUGUUGGAGCGUCGUCUUGCCGACCCGGAAGCCGUGAGCAAGAUGCGCUACUGUACGGAUACUCCGGCCUGGACGGCCGAAGAUCGACGACGGCUGGGCUUACCUGCGGAGUCCCUAAUCUGGCCCUUGAAGGAUAACCUAUUGGAUCACACAAAGUAUAUCGUUGACGGGCUCCAUCGGCCGUAUGGAUAUUUGUCAGGCGAGGACGGGUCUGUCUUCACCAUACAUUGUGAGGACGCAAACUUAAUAUCGUUAAAUGCCCUAUACAGUGGAAAAGAAAAAUCCUGGUGUGCCGUGGCUCAGAAAGAUGGCUACCUAGUCGAGAAUGCAGUGAAAGGUGGGAAAUGCGCGCAGAGAGUACGACACGCCUCUCGCUGGAUCCCGCGAUCGAAGCUCAAGGCCAUGGGGGCUUCCUUUGUCACAUUCGUUCAACGUCCGGGCGAAGUCGUCCUGGUGUGGGGAGAUAUCUACCACCAAGGAGGCACCGUUGGUCCGACCACCGCCGAAGCCGUGAACUAUGGCGGCCCCGAGUGGAGUAUCAAGGGCUACUCCGAUUGCAGCCGCACUUGUCCCGGACCCCCCAUUUCGAACGCGCUCUUGGAGUUCCGUAGCCCAAAUGAACUACAGCGCGAACAAGAUGACGUGGUCUCCACGGGAUCUUGUAGCUCGAUCCAGUCCCAAGGACACAAGCAGCUAGCUAGAAACCGUCGACCAGCUCCGACCCGGAGCGGUGAGACGGCGAGGACAGAAUUUGGGAUCGGCAAGCAAGGAAAGGGACCCCGAAAGAGGCACGGAGACGUGCAGACCGCGCAGCAGUCCAGAAAAAAGGCCAAGAUUCGGACCACACCCAGUCCAGCCGAUACGAUAAUGAAUGAAACCAAGGAUGUCGCCGAUCUUGUCUCACGGAUGGUGGCGGCUAUUCAGAGUAGAGAUGCUAUCAAGCAGUUCUUCGAUAUCGUCCAAGGUCGUCGAGACACCGAACCAGGAUUCAGAAUGAAUUCCAUCACAAGUCCUUCCAAAAGACAAAUCCAAAGCGAAGAUCCUACCCGAAUGGUCGAGAACGAUAUGAAUGUCAUCAGCAUGCUCUCUCGUAAGACAGCCUUUCAUGGCUUUCUUACUCGGUUAUUCCAAGUCCGUCUUGCCGAUCAUGUCGACAAGCUCAAGGGUGACCGUCUGAGGAGUGAGACAGCCGUCAUUGCGGACAUCCUUCGGCGCACGGGGAUGUCGAAUCGCCAGUACUCAUACCACCGAGAGAAGGGCGAGAAGUGGCGGAAAUAUCACGAGGCCUUUCCCGGUAUCCUUUGCUUCAUCCCCGUUGGAAAUCGACGAUCUGGUUUUUCUUCAAGCUCCUGGCUUGACCUCAACGAAAGAAUAUUUGCCUUCCUAUGUCCUCGUCUAGACGACGAGCACACGUCUGCUCUCUGCGUCGCGGGGAGAGCAUUCGAACACUCAUUGGACCCAACAGCAGACGAUGUUGAUUUCAUCUGGGAGAGUCAGAAUGUAUCUCUGGAUAAAAUUUCGAAGGCAAAGUUGCUCUCUACUCUAGAGCUCUUCCCAGCAAAGCACGAAAACGUCUAUGAUCCUAAUGCGUACCCAGAUUGGCCCAGACCAGACGAAUGGCCCGACGAUUCGCCGUGGCCGGUUGAUCCAACGUCUCUGCCUCCUUCUGGUGGGGUUGAGUGCAAGGACAAGAACCGAGGCUUACAAGCCGUCGCGUGGGAAGCGGGCCAAAUCGUGUAUUCGGAGGGCGAUAUUAUCGGCUUCAUCACCGGCGAAUUAUCGCCUCCCGAUAUGUACGCCAACGGUCGAUGUAUACAAGUGGACCGGAACGAUAUUCUUGGCGAGCCCACAGUCGCCCAGAUAAACAGUGCUAAGUGCGGCAGUGUCUACAGGUUGGCUAAUAGCAGCUGUGAUCCAUCGGCCCGCUUCAGGGGGAUGAGGGUAUCGGGGAAGUUUAGGAUUGCAAUCGUUGCUGCCCGAAAUAUCUUUGACGGGGAAGAGAUCACGGUCUACUACGGCAAAAGAUAUUGGGGAAGGGCAAAAUGUCGAUGUCCAACUUCCCUCCCAUAUCUCCUGGCGUCGGCCAACCUCAUGCAACAACCAGUCUCCGCCGAACGGGUGACGGGGGGCCCGCCCAACCCGGUCGACCACACCGGGCUCUGUCUACUAUCGCUCGACGGCGGGGGCGUGCGUGGUCUGUCGACCCUCCAUAUCCUCAAGAGCCUCAUGACCCAGUUGAAUUACGAACGUCAGAAGAGCGGAGCUCCGGUACUUAAGCCAUGCGAAUUGUUCGACCUUAUCGGCGGGACCAGCACCGGCGGCCUCAUCGCCAUCAUGCUCGGCCGGCUCGAGAUGGACGUGGACGAGUGCAUUACAGCCUAUAACCGACUGAUCAAAGCCGUGUUUGAAGAGAAGGCGCACUGGACACCGUUCAGCUGGUCAGGACGAGUUCAACCACGAUUCGACAGCAAUAAACUCAAGGCCGUCAUCGACGACGUCAUCACCCGUCAAGGUUACUCUCCGACGGAACCGUUCAAUGACGGGAAACCGCGCGGAUGUAAGGUGUUCGUCUGUACCGCGGCGAAGGACCCAUACGGAAUCAUACGCCUCCGAAGCUAUGACCUUCCCCAGAAACCGAACGUGUCGGCUACCAUCGGUGAAGCCGCCCUCGCUACGUCAGCCGCCACCGGCUUCUUCGAUCCCGUCUCGAUUGGAGCCCGACAGUUCGUGGAUGGCGCGUUAGGGGUGAAUAACCCAGUGGAAGAGGUGGAAGAAGAAGCGGCCGACAUUUGGUGUGCUGAAUCCGGCGACGUCAAACCACUGGUGAAGUGCUUCAUCUCGAUCGGGACGGGGAAUCCCGGUAAGAAGGCGAUUGAAGAUAAUUUGCCGACGUUCUUGUCGAAGACGCUAGUCCAGAUCACAACGGAGACCGAACAGACGGCUAAGCGAUUUGCGUCGAACUGGCGGAAGCACUUGGACCAGAACCGAUAUUUCCGUCUCAAUGUCGAGCAGGGACUCCAGGAUGUCGGCUUGGCGGAGUACAAAGAGCAAGGUCGCAUCGAGGAGGCGACGCAUCAAUACCUGGACGACCAACAUCAGAUCUCCCGCGUGCGGCACUGUGUGGCGAAUUUGAAGCAGAAGCAGAGUGUGUACCUAGAAGAUUUCGCAUAG
Fonsecaea nubica is the source of this 6438-nucleotide messenger RNA. RefSeq lists its product as hypothetical. Lineage: Eukaryota; Fungi; Ascomycota; Eurotiomycetes; Chaetothyriales; Herpotrichiellaceae. The record is from RefSeq and is a predicted model, not a curated record. Gene Ontology annotation, biological process: arachidonate metabolic process. Gene Ontology annotation, cellular component: membrane. Gene Ontology annotation, molecular function: protein binding. The coding region runs from base 1 to 6438 and encodes 2145 amino acids. The transcript has 11 exons.